This is a messenger RNA of Trachymyrmex septentrionalis, 1980 nucleotides long. RefSeq names its product nuclear distribution protein nudE-like 1-A (gene nudE). The transcript has 8 exons. Bases 427 to 1371 code for a protein of 314 amino acids. The record is from RefSeq and is a predicted model, not a curated record. Gene Ontology annotation, cellular component: kinesin complex; centrosome; kinetochore. Gene Ontology annotation, molecular function: microtubule binding. Gene Ontology annotation, biological process: centrosome localization; cell migration; mitotic centrosome separation. NCBI's taxonomy places the organism in Eukaryota, Metazoa, Arthropoda, Insecta, Hymenoptera, Formicidae.
CAGUGGCAUCAGUGCACUAGUAUAUGUUCUGUGAGUGCAUCACUGACUUUUCUACGCAUACCUAUCUAUGUCUACGCGCCUGUUCGCACCUCCUUGGCUUGCCUCUUUGUGGCUUUGUGGCUGUGUGACUCAAUAACACGGUAUUCGAUAAUGACAUUAGCGAUACAUGCGAUAUCUACGUCUCGCUCCAUCUCGCUUGCAGAGUGAUUGCCCAAGAUUCGUCCACGCCAAGAGCGAAUUCGAAAAGCGCAUUCCCAACCGAAUUCGUCCAUCCGAUUUUCUCGACUCAAAAUUCCAGAAAAUCCUCUACUGUGAUGUCAACGUGAGAGAACGAUUGUAUUUGUAAUAUCUCAAAGACGUUAGCAAAUCGGACAACAACAAAGAUUAAGUACGCACGCAGCCUUUUCACUGUCGAAAGCAGACGCAAUGAUGGAUACAGAUCCGCCGGAAUUUCUGUCGAAAGACGAUGAGAUUCAAUAUUGGAUGGAUCUUGCGAACCAACUACUUCAAAGGAAAGAUGAUGUUGAGAGAGAACUAGAAGAAUUUCAAGAGAAUUCGCAGAUGCUGGAAAAAGAGUUGGAGACCUCUUUGGAACAAGCAGAAAAAACAAAUAGAGAAUUGAGGCAGAGAAAUACGAGACUUGCCACAGAAGUCGAACAAUUGAGAACACGACUAGAUCAACAGUCUGCGGAUUGCGCCAUGUUCCAAGGAAAGGCACAGGAUUUACAGCAACAACACGAGCACUUACUCAAGUAUAUUAGAGAACUCGAACAAAAGAAUGACGAUUUGGAAAGAGCACACAGGAUAAAUAGGGUUACAGAAGAAGAAAUAGAAGCUAAGUUUAAUUUAGCUAUAGAAAAGAAUGCCUUGCUCGAAUCCGAACUCGAUGAAAAAGAAGGCCUAAAAGUCAUAGUGCAAAGAUUAAUGGACGAAGUUAGAGAUUUGAAGCAGGAGAUACAAGUACAUGAAAGACAUCACGCCGACAAUAACAAGUCUGUUGAAAGAGUUCGUAGUAUCGUUGAUAGUAAUAAGCUACAGGCUGAAUUGGAGUCGAAUUCACCCGCUAGCCAAAUAGUCUCACAAACCAUACCUCAGAAUAAUACGACGACUUCACCGAUAAAAAUUGGACACGGGAUGGUAGGAGGUGUUAUUGGGAAUAACAAUAACAAUAUGAGCCAACCAUUACCACCCUGCACUAGAAUACUAGCAAUGAACAUGAUCGGUGACCUUAUGCGAAAAGUUGGGGCGUUGGAGAACAAGCUGAACACGUGCAGAAAUGCGUUCCGAGAAGAUCAAGUUCGCGAUCUCUACAGAGCUAGACGACAGGUCCGAAGCCCAGCCACAGGAAACAACAACCACAUUCGAUUAUAAGCGAAUUUAAUGGAAAGGACAUAAUGUUGCAGCGAUCAUAUGUUCGCACGUCCCGUUGUGAUCCCAAUAUUAGUUGGAAAUUUCUUUGACGGACUUCUGUUCAAGUUUCAUUAAGUUAACUGGAGAGAGAGAGAGAGAGAGAGAGAGAGAGAGAGAGAGAGAGAGAGUUCACGCAAGAUUGAAAGGCAUCGCCAUGUUUCAACGUGAAAAAAUCGUUUUUGAUUUACGGGGACAUGAGAUGAUAUAGAUUCUUAUAUAUAUUUCUCUCGACUGUGUAUGGAUUUUCCCAAUAGCGGUGUUCCAUAUUGCCUCGACAACAUUUGUCGCGAUAUCUUGCUAGAAAACAUCGCACAGGAUAAUUAUAGUGGCAAGUCGAUGAUUCAUCGCUGUAAAAAUUAUCCGUUUGCUCCAAGUAUGAGAUAGGUGUCGAAUGUUUGCUGUAAUUAUUGCGAGCGAUAUUUUUUUAACAAUAUCGACAAACGUCAUUAACAGAAAAUAUGACAACGUUAUCCAGCCGUACUAAUAAUAUAGUCCGUUUUUUUCCACACAAGUAAAAGAUAUAUUUUAUUAUUAAAAAAAAAAAAAAAUAGGAAGCCUAGUGAUUGCAAA